This is a messenger RNA of Cyprinus carpio (common carp), 903 nucleotides long. RefSeq names its product protein ANTAGONIST OF LIKE HETEROCHROMATIN PROTEIN 1-like. NCBI's taxonomy places the organism in Eukaryota, Metazoa, Chordata, Actinopteri, Cypriniformes, Cyprinidae. Bases 1 to 903 code for a protein of 300 amino acids. The transcript has 2 exons. The record is from RefSeq and is a predicted model, not a curated record.
AUGCCCAAAGAGACCUUCAGUUUCCUUUGUGACCAGCUGCACCCAUACAUCAACCCCCAAAUUACCAACAUGUUGGAUCCAGUACCACUAGAGAAGAGGGUAGCAGUUACCAUCUACAAGCUUGCCAGUAAUGUUGAGUUCCACGAUGUUGCUAAUCUGUUUGGUAUUGGAACCAGCACCGCCUGUAACAUCUUCUGGGAGGUGUGUGAGGCACUGAGCAAACUCAGGAGGGUUUUUGUGAAGAGGCCAAAAACUGUCCCUGAAGUCCAAGCCAUCAUCACAGGAUUUGAAAGAAAGACAGGAUUCCCCAUGUGUGCUGGUGCUUUGGAUGGCACGCACAUCCCAAUCAUUGCCCCAGUGAGCUAUCCCACUGACUACUAUAACAGAAAAGGAUGGUACAGUGUUCUUCUUCAAGGACUUGUAGACCACACUUACUGCUUUCUUGAUUUCGAUGUUGGCUGGCCUUGGAAGUGCCAUGAUGCAUAUGUUUUUGAGUGUUCUCAUCUGUGCCACAAGCUGGAGGAUGGUACCUUUUUCCCUCCAUUCAGCAGAAACAUCCAAGGGGUCAACAUACCUGUCCUGAUAGUGGCCGAUUCUGCCUACAGCUUGACUAGCAACAUAAUGAAGCCAUUCCCAGAAGGAACAGUGAGGGGACCCAGGGCAGCCUACAACGCCUCCUUGAGCCAUGCUCGUAUCCAAGUUGAACACACAUUUGGUUGCCUCAAAGGCUGCUGGCGAUUGUUGCACAACUUCUGUGAAAUGCAGAAAGUUGCUUACCAGGAACCACAGGAAGAUGUGUUGGAUCAGCCAGAGACAGGACCAGAGCAGCAUGAUGUACCUGCUCUCUCCCCAGCAGAGCGCAUCCGGGAGGCCUUGGUAGCUCAUAUUCACACAAAUCAGUAA